Blastomyces dermatitidis ER-3 is the source of this 273-nucleotide messenger RNA. RefSeq lists its product as uncharacterized. The record is from RefSeq and is a predicted model, not a curated record. The transcript is spliced from 2 exons. Lineage: Eukaryota; Fungi; Ascomycota; Eurotiomycetes; Onygenales; Ajellomycetaceae. Bases 1 to 273 code for a protein of 90 amino acids.
AUGGAAGGUCUGGUUGAAUAUGAAGUUAGCGAAAUGGUUCGGAACGUCUCAGCUGGGGAGAGAGACUGGCUGUCCAUUAAACUUAAAUGGAAGAAGUCGCGGGGAAUAUGCAAUGCGGAGCUGGAAGAGGAGGAGAUUAAUCAUAAUGGAGGUGGGAUUCGAGGAUCCAAUAAGUCUCAGAGCCGCGUCGUCGCCGAAUCUCCAACGUGCCUAGGCGGAUUAAGAGUGGAACACGGUAGCGCAAUUGAAGCUCUGCAAGGGGAAAAAAUUUAG